Messenger RNA from Rhipicephalus sanguineus (brown dog tick), 1414 nucleotides. RefSeq names its product carboxypeptidase Q. Lineage: Eukaryota; Metazoa; Arthropoda; Arachnida; Ixodida; Ixodidae. The transcript is spliced from 4 exons. Gene Ontology annotation, molecular function: metallodipeptidase activity. The record is from RefSeq and is a predicted model, not a curated record. The coding region runs from base 1 to 1383 and encodes 460 amino acids. Gene Ontology annotation, biological process: peptide catabolic process; proteolysis.
AUGUCAACCUUCCAAUCGCCUUUCAACUACGAAUCUAGUUCUCUCCGCUUCGCUAACAGGAACCUUGUGGAAGAGAUUCAUGGAUAUGCCCCAGUCAUAAAGUCCAUCAUCAAUGCUGUUGUUCACGGUUCUGAGCGGAACAAGACGUACGAAGACCUGGCGCUCUUUGUCGACACCUUUGGUGCAAGAUACACGGGUACUGCUACAUUAGAGAGAAGCAUCGACUACAUGGUCAAGUUGCUGAAGCAUCGCCGUCUCGAUAACGUGCACACGGAGCCAGUCAGAGUACCUCGUUGGUUUAGGGGAUAUGAAGCAGCAUGGAUGGUGGCACCAAGGCUGCAGAAGCUACCCAUUCUAGGCCUUGGAUACAGCGCGCCCACGCCUCGUCACGGCAUUACUGCACCAAUACUUGUGGUAGACUCAUUUCAAGAACUGCACGAAAAUAGACAUAAGGCGACUGGCAAGAUUGUUGUCUUCAACCAGAAGUACAUUUCUUACGAUAAGACCUCGAAGUACAGAAAGCGGGGUGCCGAGGAAGCUGCAAAGGCGGGCGCAAUCGCCGUGUUAGUGCGCUCAGUGACGCCAUUUUCCAUAGCGUCUCCGCACACAGGGUUCACAACGUUCACCGAGCGAAGGUUUCGCAUACCGUCUGCAUCCAUAACUGUUGAAGAUGCCGAAUUGUUGAAAAGAAUGCAGAGCAGAGGGAUAACUCCUGUCGUCAAGCUGAUCAUGCGCAACAGGGACCUACCUGCAGUUAUGUCACGAAACACGGUGGCCGAAAUAACAGGACGGGAAAAACCUCGCGAGGUGAUUCUCAUCAGUGGUCACAUCGACUCUUGGGACGUCGGUCAAGGCGCCAUGGAUGACGGCGGAGGCGCGUUCAUUUCUUGGCGAGCGCUCGACGUGUUUCGUCGGCUUGGGCUGCGGCCGCGUCGCACUGUCCGCUCUGUCUUAUGGACAGCCGAAGAAGUAGGCACCAUGGGUGCGGAACAGUAUUUCGCGGACCACGCUGACGAAAAGAAAGAACGCAUAAACAUCGCCAUGGAAUCCGAUAUGGGUACAUUCAAGCCUAAGGGGCUCGCAUUCAGCGGACACAGUGAGCGAGCGAGGUGUGUUAUUGCGGAAGUACUAAGCCUCUUCAGCGGUAUCGACGCUACGGAGCUCACGGUUGGAGCAGAUGCACCGGACCUCAGGCAAUGGAUCGAGGCAGGUUUUCCAGUCGCGUCGCUCACCACGCACAACGAGAAGUACUUCUACUUCCAUCACACGGACGGGGACACGAUGACUGUUCAUGACCCCAAGGUUCUGGACCUCUGCACUGCGAUGUGGGCCGGCGUCGCGUACGUCCUUGCUGACCUGCACGAUAGCCUGCCUCGUAGAUAAAUACACAGAGAUAGAACGGUGCUUGUUCUGU